Molecule: messenger RNA, 893 nt
Organism: Vigna umbellata (rice bean)
Lineage: Eukaryota; Viridiplantae; Streptophyta; Magnoliopsida; Fabales; Fabaceae
Source: RefSeq, a predicted model, not a curated record
CAGAUUCUGAGAAGAUGAAGUUCACGGUGUCAAAUCUAUCAAGCUCUGUGUUCUUCCUCCUCAUCUUCUAUGCUUUUGUGUCUCCCAUCCAUGGAAGCAACAGACAUGCUGCUCUCUUCAUUUUUGGUGAUUCUUUCUUAGAUGCUGGCAACAACAAUUACAUCAACACACUACAGCUCUUCUACCAAAGCAAUGUUCUGCCCUAUGGGGGAGAAACAUACAUUCACUUCCCCAACAGUGGAGAUUCUCUGAUGGGAAGGUUGUAUAGAUUCAUAGAUUUCAUAGCCCGACGGCCUGAAUAUGCAAAGCUCGCUAUGGGCAUAUACAAGAGAGGGGCUAGAAAAUUUGUGUUGAUGAACUUGCCACCCUUGGGUUGUCUUCCAGGAACCAGAAUAAUUGAUGUGGAAGAAAAUGGAAAAUGCUUGCAAGAACUUUCAAACCUUGCAAGUUUACACAAUAGAGUUCUACAUCUGCUUCUCUUGCAACUGCAGAAUAAAUUGAAGGGCUUCAGAUUUGCACUGUAUGAUUUCCACACUGAUGUCACUCAAAUGAUGAACCAUCCCUUCAAAUAUGGUUUGGAGGAUGGAAAAUCAGCAUGUUGUGGAAGUGGAAGAUUGAGAGGAGAGUAUAGCUGUGGAGGGAAGAGAGGGCAGAAGGAAUAUGAAUUGUGUAAGAAACCGAAUACAUAUUUAUUUUGGGACUCUUAUCAUCUCACAGAAAGUGCUUACAAAAGCAUAGCAGAUAGAAUGUGGGGUUUUAGCAACACCUCUUACAAUAUAGGGCCUUACACAAUCAGACAUUUCUUCCAACUUCCAUGAUUUCUUUCAUCUUUCAUUGUUUUUGCUUCAUUGCAUCAAAGAUAAAAUAUUCUUAUUAUCGUAUUAUAUCCUCAU